AUGUACCUUGAGGUUAGUGAACGUCAAGUGCUAGAUGCCUCGGACUUUGCCUUUCUUCUGGAGAACAGUACCUCUCCUUAUGAUUACGGGGAAAACGAGAGCGUCUUUGACUCCCCGCCCUGCACACAGGACUUCAGUCUGAACUUUGACAGAGCCUUCCUGCCAGCCCUCUAUAGCCUCCUCUUUUUGCUGGGGCUACUAGGCAACGGGGCUGUGGCUGCUGUGCUACUGAGCCAGCGCACUGCCCUGAGCAGCACAGACACCUUCCUGCUCCACCUGGCUGUGGCUGAUGCACUGCUGGUAUUGACCCUGCCACUAUGGGCAGUAGACGCUGCUGUCCAGUGGGUUUUCGGCUCUGGCCUCUGAAAAGUGGCAGGUGCCCUCUUUAACAUCAACUUCUACGCAGGGGCCUUCCUGCUGGACUGCAUAAGCUUUGACCGCUAUCUGAGCAUAGUGCAUGCCACCCAGAUCUACCGCAGGGACCCCUGGCUACGCGUAGCCCUCACCUGCAUAGUUGUCUGGGGACUCUGUCUGCUCUUUGCCCUCCCAGACUUCAUCUUCCUGUCAGCCAGCUAUGAUCAGCGCCUCAAUGCCACUCGCUGCCAGUACAACUUUCCCCAGGUGGGUCACACGGCUCUGCGUAUCCUGCAGCUGGUGGCCGGUUUCCUGCUGCCCCUUGUAGUCAUGGCCUACUGCUAUGCCCAUAUCCUGGCUGUGCUGCUGGUCUCCAGAGGCCAGAGGCGCUUACGAGCCAUAAAGCUAGUGGUGGUGGUGGUGGUGGCCUUUGCUGUCUGCUGGACCCCCUAUCACCUGGUGGUGUUGGUGGAUAUCCUCAUGGACCUGGGAGUUUUGGCCCGAAACUGUGGUCGAGAAAGCCACGUGGACGUGGCCAAGUCAGUCACCUCGGGCAUGGGCUACUUGCACUGCUGCCUCAACCCACUGCUCUAUGCCUUUGUGGGGGUGAAGUUCAGAGAACAAAUGUGGAUGCUCCUCAUACGCCUGGGCCGCUCUGACCAGAGAGGGCUCCAACGUCAGCCAUCAUCUUCAUGGCGGGAAUCUUCGUGGUCUGAGACGACAGAGGCCUCCUACUUGGGCUUGUAA
Molecule: messenger RNA, 1101 nt
Organism: Microtus oregoni (creeping vole)
Lineage: Eukaryota; Metazoa; Chordata; Mammalia; Rodentia; Cricetidae
Product: C-X-C chemokine receptor type 3-like
Exons: 2
Biological process (GO): inflammatory response; G protein-coupled receptor signaling pathway; regulation of leukocyte migration
Cellular component (GO): membrane
Molecular function (GO): C-X-C chemokine receptor activity
Source: RefSeq, a predicted model, not a curated record